Boleophthalmus pectinirostris (great blue-spotted mudskipper) is the source of this 3577-nucleotide messenger RNA. It is a transcript of the gene esyt3, whose product is annotated as extended synaptotagmin-like protein 3. The transcript is spliced from 23 exons. Lineage: Eukaryota; Metazoa; Chordata; Actinopteri; Gobiiformes; Gobiidae. The record is from RefSeq and is a predicted model, not a curated record. Gene Ontology annotation, molecular function: lipid binding. Gene Ontology annotation, biological process: lipid transport. Bases 148 to 2676 code for a protein of 842 amino acids.
GGAACCGACGCGCCGCUCCUCGGCUGCUCUUCUUUCCACGGAGUUCACCUCGUUUCCCCCCCGGCUCUGAGCUCCGUUCUCCGGUGUGCGCUCUGACAGAGAACCGGCUCUGGGCCCCGCUUUCCGCUCCGACAGAGUCCCAGCGCCAUGUCCUCGCCCGAGGAGCUCCAGCUCAGUCCCUCGGCCGGGGCAGAGCCGCAGGACGGUGCCCUGAAGCCGUCCACAGUGAACCGUGUGCUCAUGGAGUUCCUGAUGUACCUGGGCCGGAGCGUGCUGCUCCUCUACCCCGUGUACCUGACGGGCUCCCUGGGGCUGAGCGUGAGCUGGGUGCUGCUGGUCAUGCUGCUUCUCACCUGGUGGAGCAAGAACCGCGAGUGGAAAGAGGCGCGCAUCGACUCCGCGCUCGAGCUACUGGACAACGAGACCCGAGUGAUCCACGCGGAGCUCCAGAGCACCCUGCAGCACGCGUCCUGGGUUCAUUUUCCUGAGGUGGAGAAAGUGGACUGGGUCAAUAAGGUUCUGGAACAGGCUUGGCCCUUUUUUGGAAUGUUUAUGGAGAAAUUAUUAAGAACCAACAUUCAGCCUGCUGUCCGACAGUCCAACCCCGCUCUGAAGACCUUCACCUUCACCAAGGUGCACUUUGGACACGUGCCCCUGAGGAUCACUGGGAUGAAGGCUUACACACAUGAGGUGGAUCAGAGAGAGGUGAUUCUGGAUCUUAAUAUCAGUUGGUCUGGAGACGUGGACAUUGACGCAGAUGUGAAGCCUCCCAUCACCGCCGGAGUGAAAGGGCUCAAACUGCAGGGGAUGAUUCGCGUGAUUCUGGAGCCCCUGAUUGGCCAGGUUCCUUUAGUGGGUGGAGUCACCUUCUUCUUCAUCAGACGCCCUACUCUGCAGAUCAACUGGACUGGAACCACCAACCUCCUGGACAGCCCGGCCUUCAGCUCUCUGUCUGAGGAGACCAUCAUGGACAUCAUCGCCUCCAUCAUGGUGCUGCCCAACAGAAUGUGCUUCCCACUCAUCGACCAGGUUAAAGUGGACCAGAUGAGGUUCCCCAUGCCCCGGGGGGUGGUCCGUGUUCACCUGCUGGAGGCCAGGGACCUCAUGGCUAAAGACACGUACAUGAUGGGGCUGGUGAAGGGGAAGUCGGACCCUUAUGCCACGCUCCGAGUCGGCAACAGAAACUUCAAGAGCAAAACCAUCAAAGAAAAUCUGCACCCCAAAUGGAACGAGGUCUACGAGUUUGUGGUGCACGAGGCCCCGGGGCAGGAGCUGGAGGUGGAGCUGUUCGAUGAAGACACGGACAAAGACGACUUCCUCGGACGGUACAAUCUGGACCUGGGGGAGGUGAAGAAGAACAAAGUCAUGGACCAGUUGUUCACACUAGAGGGCGCUCAGACUGGAGAGAUCCACCUCAGACUGCAGUGGCUUUCUCUGCACACUGACCCGCACCUGCUCAAAGAGACGAAUGACGGUUUGGCCUGUGCCAUGUUGGCCGUUUACCUGGACAAUGCCUCUGGUCUCCCGAAAGACCACAGUGAGUUCAGCCAGCAUCAGAAACACGGCAAGCACGUCAAAGAGGCUCGGUUGACAAAGAGAACGGUGAACCCCAACUCGUUUGUGGAGCUGUCUGUGGAUAAAGACGUGCAGAAGAGCAAGGUGGUGUACGCGUCCAAAGACCCCGUGUGGGAGGAGGGCUUCACGUUCUUUGUGCACAACAUCAAAACACAACAGCUCCAAGUGCAGGUGAAGGAGCCAGAGAAGAAGACUCCUCUGGGCGUCCUGACUCUUCCUCUGAGCCGCCUCCUGCACAUCUCCAACAUGACCCUGGACCAGCGCUUCCUGCUGGAGAGAUCAGGCGCUACAAGUCAGAUCAAACUCAAGGCCACGCUCAGGAUUCUGACAGAAGAGAAACCUCAUCCUAAGAUCGAUCCAGCUCCGCUCAAACCCUCGACUGUGCAGACCAAUCACAGCUCUCCUCCAGGCUCCGCCCCUCAGACAGCUAGCCACGCCCCUCCAAACCAGAGCUCUACCCCUCAUGCCCGAAACUCCGCCCCCUGGACCCAGUCCCCGGUCCAAGUCCCGGAGUCCGGAGCUAAACCCCCGUCCCAGAAUCCCAGCUCUGCGCCGGGCUCUCACACGCUGCGCUCCCCCUCCUCCUCCAGCAUGAGGCGCUACGACUCCCAGAGCCUGCUGUCCGACAACUCCAUCGCCUCGUCACGCUUUGACCUGGCGGAGGGCGCCAACUACCCCGAAGCUGUGAGGAACCACGGUGGCUCGUUCGGGGAGAUCCAUCUCACUGUGAAAUACGCCACUCUCAGGAACAAGCUCAUCGUGCUGGUGGACGCCUGCAGAGACCUGUUUCCGUGCAGUGAAAAUGGCACAGAUUCAUACGUUCGUCUGUAUCUGCUCCCGGAUCAAACCUGGACUCACAGAAAGAGAACUCACGUGAAAAAGAGGACCCUAAACCCGGUCUUCAACGACAAGUUUGAGUUUGACAUCUCUUAUGAAGAAGCUAAAACUCGGAAACUGGACGUAGCUGUAAAGAAUCACAAGAUGUUCCACACGCGAGAGAGGAAAGACAUCGGCAUGGUGAUGCUGGAUCUGGCUCAGCUGGAUAUUAUGAGAGGAGUCACAGACUGGUUUGAGCUCUCACUUCCAGGGCUGAAGAGAUAGAACAGAAACUGGAUUACCAAUAGACAUAUAAUGAACAGUGUGUACAGCCUUCACCAACAGAUUUAUAUCAUAACAAAUAUACAACACAAUUCAGUCUAAAGCAAGUCUAGACUUGGAUUUAGUCCUGAUUCUUCUUUAGACCUGGUUAAUAGAGCUGGUUUAGUCCUGGUUUUAGACCUGGAUUUGUCCUGAUUUUACACCUGGUUUAGUUCUGGGGUAGACCUGGUUUAGUUAUGGUUUAAUUAGUUCUGGUUUAGUCCUGAUUUGGGCCUAGUUUUAGACCUGGUUUAGCCCAGGAUUUAGACUAGGAUUCAUCCUGGCUUUACACCUGGUGUAGACGUGGUUUAGUCCUGGUUUACUCCAUGUUUAAUCCUGGUUUACUCCAUGUUUACUCCAUGUUUAAUCCUGGUUUAGUCCUGGUUGCUUCCAAUUCAAUUGACCAAAGUGCCACUGAAUGUCUUUGAUUCAAAAUAGACACCUUUGAAUGGUGCUGUUACUUCUGGUUUAUGUCUAAUUUACUGAACGAAUCCUGUUUCAUUCUAUUUCACAACAGAGAAAUGCAGAUGAUGAUAAUAGUUUGAUAAAUACUUGUGUUGUGUUUGUAUCAUAGUGGGGGAAUGUGUGUAGUAGAAAAUCCUCUAUGUAAAAAUAGCUUCACUCCAAGUUCUGGUAAAUUGUCUUCCAUAUUUUUUUUUACACUUUAAAAUUGCACUAACUCUAAAAGUAACUUAACUCUGCUGUAAAUGUAUGUUACAAAGCCCACGUAUGCUGCUGUUUGCUCCAAGUGGAUGUUUUUGGUAAAUUUUUUUUUAAUGAACACUGUUUUAUUUAACUUUCCUUUAUGUUCUUGUGUCUUUCUACGGAUUAUUUGAACUGUAAACACUGUUGAAAUAAAAUUUUA